ACCAAAACACAUCUGCACAUGUAUGCUAGCUAGCAGCUAGCUGUGGCUGCAACUCAGAAAGUGGCGAAAAACGCCGCUGAAGAUGGUCCACUUCAGCAGGAUCUGCCUCCGGAAGUAUGGAAACUUGGUGGAUAACCUGCGGCUGUAUGUCCGUGGAGGCAGCGGCGGCAUGGGCUUUCCCCGCCUCGGCGGACAGGGCGGGGACGGCGGAGAUGUUUGGGUUGUGGCGACAAAGGACAUAACCUUGAAGAGGAUCAAAAACAAAUACCCAGAGAAACGCUUUGUGGCUGGAGUCGGAGCAAACAGCAGCAUUCGAGCUCUGAAAGGAAUGAAAGGAGAGGACAAGGAGAUUUUGGCUCCUGUGGGAAUCACUGUCACCACUGAUGACGGCAAACUUAUUGGCGAGCUGAACGCUGUGGGCGAUCGCAUUAAAGUGGCAACAGGAGGAUCUGGUGGCUCUUUCCACUCCGCCUUUCAGCCCAGUAAAGGUCAGACUAAACACGUCAGGCUGGACCUCAAGCUCAUUGCCGACCUCGGCCUUGUGGGGUUUCCAAACGCAGGGAAGUCCUCGCUCCUGACGACCCUCUCCAACGCCACGCCGCAGAUCGCCAGCUAUGCUUUCACAACUUUGAGGCCGGAGAUCGGGAAAUUGAUGUAUGAAGACUACAAACAGAUCUCCGUGGCCGAUCUCCCCGGGCUGAUUGAGGGAGCUCAUAUGAACAAAGGCAUGGGCCACAAGUUCCUGAAACAUGUGGAAAGGACCAAGCAGCUGUUGUUUGUGGUGGACGUCAGCGGUUUCCAGCUGGCGAGUAAAACCCCGUUCAGGUCGGCCUUCGAAGCCGUGCAGCUUCUCACCAAGGAGCUGGAGCUCUACAGAGAGGAGCUGCUGACGAAGCCCGCCUUACUGGUGGUGAACAAGAUGGACCUGCCCGACGCCGAGGACAGACUGGCAGAGCUGAAGGAGCAGCUGCACAACCCAGAGGAAUUUUCCGAGCUGCUGCCUGAUGACAUGAUACCAAAGAGCUUCUUGAGCUUCAGACACGUGGUUCCUGUCUCCGCCCUGACCGGCUUCGGCAUCAGCGAUUUAAAGAGCCGCAUCCGAGAGUCUCUGGAGCAGGAAGCGCUGGCGGAAGCUAAAGGGAACCAUGAAGAAAAGCUGCAGGCGCUCAGGAGUCACUCGCUGGAGCGUUCGACUCCACCUGGACCAAAUCCCGCACCUCAGUGAGACCUGCAGCGAACCGUGAAGGUUUCUGGAUAAAUAUCAUCUUCUGAGUGACGCUCUGGAGUUUGGACGAGUUCAGAUGAGAAGAGGAGGAGAGCAGCAAGCGGAGCUCCAGUGAGCCCGGCUGUCUUAUUAGUUCAGAUGAUCAGGACUGUAAAAGCAGCGUGACGCUGCUCUGAACAUGAAGAGAUCCAGAAGAGAAGAGGGUAUUUAUCAGGCUCUCAGAUGAAGACUUUUUAUAACUUCUGAGUCUUUUCUGCUGAUUUGAUCCUGAUGCCUUCACAAAGGCUCUGUCUUAGUUUCUUCAUUAUUUAUGUUUUGUACAAUAAAACGAUUCAA
Messenger RNA from Salarias fasciatus (jewelled blenny), 1561 nucleotides. It is a transcript of the gene gtpbp10, whose product is annotated as GTP-binding protein 10 (putative). Gene Ontology annotation, cellular component: mitochondrion. Lineage: Eukaryota; Metazoa; Chordata; Actinopteri; Blenniiformes; Blenniidae. The transcript has 10 exons. The record is from RefSeq and is a predicted model, not a curated record. Gene Ontology annotation, molecular function: GTPase activity; GTP binding; magnesium ion binding. The coding region runs from base 83 to 1225 and encodes 380 amino acids.